Molecule: messenger RNA, 951 nt
Organism: Caenorhabditis bovis
Lineage: Eukaryota; Metazoa; Nematoda; Chromadorea; Rhabditida; Rhabditidae
Source: the annotation of a GenBank genome assembly
AUGCGCGCAUAUUUAAUCCGUCGCCAACGCGGCGAUCGAUCGUCGCCGACGACAAUCAUGCGCUCGCCGACGAUUCUCAUUUUUGUUCUCGUCGUUCUACUAUGCGUCGUCGUCGUGCUUCUCAUGGAGCCGUCGUUGAGCGUCGGAGUCUCGCUGAUUCAACUCGGCUUCGAGACGUCGGCGUCGCUAAUGCUCAACGAAUGGCGCGAUUGUAUGCGCGCCAACAUCACCAAAUUUCGACAUUCGACACCCGAUGAGGUGUGGCGUUCGGCCUACAUUCCGAUUGUGCAUUGCGAGGCGAGCACACGAAUGGCCGAGUUGGACAUGAAGGCGUUCACGAAUUCCGACGAGACGAAAUACGCGAUUUUGCCGAAAACCGGCGAGUCGUGCAAUUUGGUGACAAUCGGCGUCGGGCAGGACACACAGGCGGAGAUUGGCUUGAGAGAGGCUCUCGGCGCGGACCACAUCAAUUUCUUUGGCGUCGAUCCGAUCAUCGAUGGCAAUUUGGAGAAGUACACGCAAAUCGGCAGAUUCUAUCCGUUCGCCAUCGGCAAUUCGAGCGAGGUCGGCGAGUCGUCGGUUCUCACUCAAGGCGCAUACCACACGCAAAAUGUGAUUCAUAUCGAAAUGAUUGUAUUUCUUCGAAAUAUCGCGAAUAUCAAGAUGAUUGACCAUUUAUGGCUCGAUGGCGAAGGUGCCGAAUAUGAGCUGUUCGACUACUUCUACAAAAAUGGCAAAUUUGAUGAGAACGGCAUCACGAUAUGCCAAUUCAAUAUGGAGAUGCACGAGCCGAACGACGCCCGCAAAUCGGCGAUCCAAUCGUUCCUGAUUCGACUAUUCGACGACGCGCGCUUCGCCUUCUUCCGUCCCGUCCAGGCCACCCAUCUGCGGUUGUUCUUUGUGAAUUUCGCCGAUCGCGCGUGCGUCGCCAAAUAUCUCCAGCAACGAUGA